Molecule: messenger RNA, 2551 nt
Organism: Xiphophorus hellerii (green swordtail)
Lineage: Eukaryota; Metazoa; Chordata; Actinopteri; Cyprinodontiformes; Poeciliidae
Product: E3 ubiquitin-protein ligase RNF103-like
Exons: 4
Coding region: 567-2186 (539 amino acids)
Biological process (GO): protein ubiquitination; ERAD pathway
Cellular component (GO): endoplasmic reticulum
Molecular function (GO): ubiquitin-protein transferase activity
Source: RefSeq, a predicted model, not a curated record
GUCAGAUUUAAAGCAAGGCUAGAUACAAAGAAAAAAUAAAGCAUCUGUGCAACAGAUGGACUUCAUCUUCACUGUCUGCACGUGCACACAGUAACACAUAGCAGUCAGCCUGCUUACUUUGAAUGAAAAUGCUGUUGUUUGUUGCUUCCAAAACUUGUUGCUUGAUCCUUAAACACAGCCUGUUUAAGCUCCCCUCUGGCAGAAGACUACAGUUCAUGUGGACCAGAACUUCCCCCCACUAGAACAGUUUCUUUCCCGUACCUAUUAGACUGUUGAACAGUAGAUAUUUGAUUCUGGCAUAACACAGUCACUUUAUCAAUCUGCUACUCACCACUUGCAUACAUAUUUUUGUUUUUCAUAUUCAUAUUUUAUUUCAUUAUUUAUUUUUACAUCAAAACAAUUUCCUAGCCUGCGAACUUGUUUACUGGCAGUGGCAAUAAAAAUGAUUCUGAUUAUGUUCAUUUCCAAAACGCAUUUACUGUCAGUAAUAUGGAUAAAAAUGUAUUUGACAUCUGGGCUCUCUUCUUUCCACUAGGUCAUGUGUCAAACGUGGUUGGCAACGCUCAAUGAUCAUCAUGUCUGCUCCUCAAACUUCAGCUUCAAAGGGUAAAGUGAUGCUAAAAGAAUAUGUUGGACAGUACAUUGAAACUGAACACAUCUUUCGGUGGAUGACCUCCCACCUGGCUCGUCGAAUCAAAACUGUACGUCAGUCUGCACAACUAGUUGAGGAGUGGCACUCUGACCCAGCUCAUCCAAUCAAGAUGUUUCUGUUCACCCAUCUGUCCCAACCUCCUGCCUUCUUCUCCUCGCUGUCUGUUAAGUUCACUGGCAGAAUCGAGUUUAUUUUUGUGGAUGUACGUCACUGGGACAACCGGAGCACCCUCUUAGAUAUUGGUGUGACACAGAGCCCUUCUUACAUACUUAAGAUGCCAGAGGGUAUCUAUCACUAUGGUAACAGUACUGGGGAGUUUCUGUCUCUUGCUGCCAUGGAUACAUUCCUGCGUUCAGUCCAGCCAGAAGUCAAUGACCUGUUUGUCCUCAGCCUGGUACUCAUAAAUUUGCUGGCCUGGAUGGACUUCUUCAUUACACAGGGAGCAACAAUCAAGCGAUUUGUUGUUCUGAUCAGAACACUUGGAACCUACAACUCCAUAUUGCUGGUGUCUUGGCUUCCUGUUUUGGCUCUCAUUCAACUCCCCUAUCUGGACAAACUGUAUUGUUACAGUCUGAAGUUGAUUCGUUAUGCAGACACCACCACAUUCGCAAGCUUAGUUAGGGCUGACUGGACCUUUUACUCAUCCCAUCCAGCUCUCUUUCUGUCCACCUACCUGGCUCAUGGCCUGUUGAUUGACUAUUUUGAGAGGAAACGCCAUUGUGGUACAAGGAACCAAGAGAACUCCACAACCAACCUCGAGUGGCUAGCCAGUCUGUGGGACUGGUACACCUCCUUUCUGCUUCACCCUAUUACAUUAGUGCAACAGUUCCCGUCUGAUCUUUCAGAGUGGGAAGAUGACCCCAGCUUUUUAUUUGAGCGUUUGGCUUUCCCAGAUCUCUGGCUUCACCCACUAGUAAAUGUAGACUACUUAAAAUCUCUUCCAACCUGGAAGGUUAAAACUGUUCUCCAUCAAUGCCAGUCUGUGUCUUGUUUACAUCAAGAUGAUAAACAGGAUAGACUGCCAUCAAACAUAAACUGCCAAGAACUGACAGAUUCCUCACCUCCAAGCAUAAACACACUUCCACACAGUAGUUUAAGCCAAAUAGGAUCUUUGUGCAAUCAGGACAACAGGCUCAAUAUUUUGUGCAGGGACCAAGAUGCCAACAGUAGUCAAUUUGUAAAGUCUGUUUCUCUUUACCCAUCUUGCUAUGGCUACAGAAAUAAAAGCUUCCAAAAAGUUGACAGAUUUCCUGAGGAUGGUAGCAUCAUUCCUGUAGGAGUUUCUGUUACUCAGGUAAAUUGGUCUGGGUGGCCCAAUGACAUGCUUCCUUGUUCAGAGUGUGUGGUGUGCCUUGAGAACUUUGUGAAUGAGGAGCUGCUCAUGGGCCUGCCCUGUGGCCAUGCCUUCCACCAGCAGUGCAUUGUGGUAUGGUUAGCAGGAGGUAAGCACUGGUGCCCACUAUGUCGCUGGCCCAGCUACAAGAAGAAAAACAUUAUAGUUGCACUAAGCACCAUCACUGAAAACACAAUGUAGAACUGAUUCAUUGUUAUAAUUAAACUCUGCAUCUUCUUUGACAAUUGCCAUGUUUUACGGUCACAAUUAAUCAGAUUCAAGGUAGACUGGAGAAGCAAUGAAAAUGCAUUAACGAUCCAUAAUCUUGGUUGGUUUCAUUCCUAGUAAUAUACAGUGCAAUGAUCAUCAUAAGAGCUGAUACAAGCAAGACCCAGGGACAGUGUUCUAUGUAUCAAGGGUUCAUCCUGCAUCACAAAGACAGGAAAAGUAGAAAGACAUUGGUGUAUCUGUUUAGAUUUUAAUGUAUAUUCUGUAUAUUUAUAAGGAAAUCUGCUUCUGGCCAAAAUAAUAAAGAAUAAUCUUCCAGAUGAAAUUUGUCAACAGCA